Molecule: messenger RNA, 960 nt
Organism: Octopus sinensis (East Asian common octopus)
Lineage: Eukaryota; Metazoa; Mollusca; Cephalopoda; Octopoda; Octopodidae
Product: thyroid hormone receptor alpha-A-like
Exons: 4
Coding region: 1-960 (319 amino acids)
Biological process (GO): retinoic acid receptor signaling pathway; positive regulation of transcription by RNA polymerase II; negative regulation of transcription by RNA polymerase II
Molecular function (GO): nuclear receptor activity; RNA polymerase II cis-regulatory region sequence-specific DNA binding; zinc ion binding
Source: RefSeq, a predicted model, not a curated record
AUGGAGAUCUUCUGCCAAUUGUGGAUUGGUGGCGGAUUCUUUCGAAGAACAAUUCAGAGGAAAAUCCAAUAUCAGUGUAAAUGGGAAAAGAAAUGUACUGUCGAUAAAAACACGAGGAAUCAAUGUCAGGAAUGUCGAUUCCAAAAAUGCCUGAAAGUUGGAAUGGCACAAAAUUUAGUUCUAAACGAACAUCAAAGAGUUGCUAAACGAAGACUAAUUGAAGAAAACAGAUUAAGAAGAAAAAAUCAUUUAUCAGAAAACUCGUCUGCUUUUAUCGAAAGACUGUCCGUUCUCCCACUAGAAGAUCAAAUCGAGAUCCAGAAGAUCACACGUGCUUAUGAAAAUUUGAUUCUACCGAUUUUGGCAGAAAGAGAAAAUAUAAAAGUCAUUUCCUCCCAGAAAUUUAAAAACUCAAAAUUCUUUAUUUCUGACGAUAACAGCAAAUGGGGUUAUAUUUUAAAAUCCAUGACCGAGGCACUGAGCCGAUUGAUUGCUUUUGCCAAGGUCAUCAAGGGAUUUAAUAAAGUAAGGGUUUAUGAUUUUAUUUUCGAGUUUUCACUACAAGAUCAAAAAACACUUUUACAGAAUUCAUGUAUUGAAACUAUUAUGCUAUGUUUUUUCCAAAAUUAUGAUUUUGUUGAAAAUUGGAUUCCAUUUCCCAAUGGAGUCAGGAUAAUUAAAAACUAUUUUAAUCGACAAGAGUUACAGGAACCUGACAAUGUGAAAACAGAACUUGAAAAUUAUCUUAGAAUAUUGAACAAUUAUUUAAAAAAUAAUAACUUAAUCUCAACAAGAGACAAAAUCUUUCACCGCCUUAUGCUUCUUCGAAAUAUUUCUACAAAAAUUCUCGAAAAAAUUUUGUUUCUUCGUUGUAACAACAUACAAGAAAUACCAAAAAUAUUUUUAGACUGCUUAAAAAUAAUGGAAAGUAGAUUUAACCUCAAUAAAAAAGAUUUUUAG